This is a messenger RNA of Zymoseptoria tritici IPO323, 681 nucleotides long. RefSeq lists its product as uncharacterized. Lineage: Eukaryota; Fungi; Ascomycota; Dothideomycetes; Mycosphaerellales; Mycosphaerellaceae. The record is from RefSeq and is a predicted model, not a curated record. The transcript has 4 exons. The coding region runs from base 1 to 681 and encodes 226 amino acids.
AUGGAGUUGAAAGAGAAUCGCGAUGGGCAAAGCAAAGGUGGUCAGAAGAGAGAACAAAAAGUUGGGCGUCGAGUUGCAAGCGGCAAGGGCAACGAAGAAUACGGCCUGGGAGCGUGCGUCUCUGUUCCCCUCUACCCCGAAGCCACCCGGAGUGCGAAAGUUGCGGUUGCUGAUGACAAUCUGUCUACAACAGAGGAGAUUCUAGCCAAAUUCGCCAGACAGGAAAAGUCUGAUCGCCAGGUAGCAGCCAUCCGGGACCUCACCGAGAAGAAGCGGGCUGCGAAGAAGACGUCGGAUUCUGCCGGUAUCAAUGAAGACGACGCGGGUGCAGAAGUAGGGGAUGGUCUUGAGGCCGAUCGGGAGAUCAAGACGGAGGAAGACGAAUACAUGACCGCCGAAGAGGCAUCAACUGGCUCACUGGCCACCACUUCUGGAGCCGUGGAAGGGUACAACUCAAACGGAGAUGCAGAAUAUCGGCGCGGGCAGGCGACUGUCGAACUGGUACUCGAGAGUGUGCCAGUCCUUACUGAGGAACAAAUUCGACACAAAGCAAAGCUGCGAAAACGUAAGGAGAAGCGACAGGCAAUACAGAAGGCGAAUGAGGACUGGAAAAAGGCCCAGAAGAAGGGAAAAGGGAAGAAGACUCGACGUGAUGCUGGAAUUAAGCAGGAGCAGAACUGA